Messenger RNA from Miscanthus lutarioriparius, 1155 nucleotides. The record is from the annotation of a GenBank genome assembly. Lineage: Eukaryota; Viridiplantae; Streptophyta; Magnoliopsida; Poales; Poaceae.
AUGGGAAGGCAUACUGGUGCAAAGUUGUCUGAGUCAUUCACUGAAGUUAUGGUUAAAUGGUACAUUGAAAAUAGACUGUUUGCUUUGACUUUGGAUAAUACUAGUUCAAAUGAAGUGGCUGUCAAUGAUAUAAUUUCAUAUCUGAAAGAGAAUGCUAAUAGUUCCCUAGUUUGUGAUGGGAUGGUUUUUCAUGUUCUAUGUGCCUGCCAUAUUCUCAAUUUGGUUGCUAGAGAUGGGUUGAAAGUCAUUUCAGGAACAAACAGCAAGGUCAAAUCACUUGUACUAGCUGUGAAAGGGUCUCCAAUGCAGUGGGAAGAGCUUAUGAUGCGUGCCACCGAAGCUGAGUUGGAUACAAAGAGGGGUAUCUCGAUGGAUGUUUCAAUCAGGUGGAAUUCUACCUACCUAAUUCUGAGAGAUAUCUUGUACUACAAGGAUGCAUUUAUUAGGCUGAAGUCUUCAAAUCGCCUUAGGUAUAAGAAAAGGCUGAUAGAGUACUACAUGAAGAAGGUCUAUGGUGAUCAUUAUCAAGUUGAACUUGAUGAAUUUGUUACUGUGGUAAAGAAACUGUACAACUUUUAUGUUAAUUCUGCUCCUGCAUCAUCAAAGGAAAAUAGUAAAGGGGCUGCACCUGGACCUAGUAACACAGCUGAUAUAUUAAUGGGAAAUGUAGACCAUGACCUAGAAGAAUUCUUAUAUGAUGCAAGUGAACCUGCUAUGGUUGAGUCAAAUGAGUUGGAGAGGUAUAUUGCAGAACCAUUUCUGAAAAUUGUUGGUGAGUUUGACAUCUUAGCAUGGUGGAAAAACAAGAGAGAACAAUAUCUUAUCCUUUCGCAAAUUGUUUGGGAUGUAAUGGCCAUACAGGUAUCAACAGUAGCAUCCGAGUCUGCUUUUAGUGCUGCUGGUCGUGUUGUUGAUCCCUAUCGUAGUCAUCUUGAUCCUGAGAUGGUACAGACAUUAAUUUGCACAAAGGAUUGGGUUGCUGCAGCAAGAAAAGAUUCUAAAAUGGUUGGAUCAAUUGUGAGUGAUCUUGAGGUUGAGGCUUUGGCUAAUGUUGUGGCUAAACUAAAAAUUGAGGAAAAGGACAAGGAGGGGGAUGAGGAAGCAAAAGACAUGGAAAAUGAUCAUGACCUCAUGGAUGAUGCUGAUGAACUAUAG